Lasiosphaeria miniovina is the source of this 513-nucleotide messenger RNA. RefSeq lists its product as uncharacterized. Bases 1 to 513 code for a protein of 170 amino acids. The transcript is spliced from 3 exons. Lineage: Eukaryota; Fungi; Ascomycota; Sordariomycetes; Sordariales; Lasiosphaeriaceae. The record is from RefSeq and is a predicted model, not a curated record.
AUGGAGGACGCAUCGCCCACGGCGAGCGUCCCUUCGACCGGCCCGCACUCCGGCCCAGACAUCGGCGUGGCGUGCAGACAGAUCACAGCGAUCGUUGAGGAGCAAGCUGCAGACUCGAAAGCCUUAGCCGUCGGCCCGGAGCGGGAUGCCCUUGUCAGGAUGGGACCCAAUAUCUUGCCGCAGGUCGUCAACAAGCUCAGAGACAGAUGGAACCAGUUCGGGUGCCAGCUUGUCGACCCCAAGAACAUCGAGAUCGAGCAGUACUAUGUCCUGAAGCUGCACGCCGAGGCGGCGCGCCACGUGUCGCACUCGGACGCCUUCACGUCGGGCCCGGCGUACGCCGAGCUGGUUAAGCUCGGCCAGCCCGCCGUACCGCUUGCAAUGCUCGCCUACGCGCGCGGCCAGAGCGGCUGGUGGCACGAGCUGCUCUUCGAGAUCGUCCACGGCCGCAGAAGCGGCCAGCACUGCUUCAACAAGCCGAUGCUGUACAGGGAGUGGGUCGACUGGUUCUAG